This is a messenger RNA of Metarhizium brunneum ARSEF 3297, 1602 nucleotides long. It is a transcript of the gene hrk1, whose product is annotated as Serine/threonine-protein kinase haspin. The record is from RefSeq and is a predicted model, not a curated record. Gene Ontology annotation, cellular component: cytoplasm; nucleus. Gene Ontology annotation, molecular function: histone H3T3 kinase activity. Lineage: Eukaryota; Fungi; Ascomycota; Sordariomycetes; Hypocreales; Clavicipitaceae. Gene Ontology annotation, biological process: mitotic cell cycle; intracellular signal transduction.
AUGCCUCGAACAAAAGUCACAGUAAAAUAUGGCAAACGGUCGACGCGGACCAAGGCCGAACGUCUAUUCGCCGAGCUGCCCCAGAGUCCAGUGCGAAAACCAGUAGUUGUGGACAUCGACGAAACUAUAGCUUCAGUGACAGAAAAGCUGUCGACAGUGCAAAUAGAAGGCGCACCAAAGCAGCCACGAAGAUCACCUCGGAAAAGCGUCAAGCGAAUAGAAAUCAUAGAUGAUGCGACCGACUCCUCAGACACCCCAGAAGACCUAGGCGACUCGGACUAUAGAAACUCCAAGGGCGAUUCUCAAGACGCCGCCUCUCGAAGCAAUGACACCAGCGAGGAAGACGGGAAAGAGAAUUUACUGGACGAAAUAGCUGGCGACAUAUCACUGCGGAUUUUGACCUGGGACGAGGUCUGCCCCCCAGGAGACCGCAUAGAGAAGAUCGCAGAGGCCUCCUACGCAGAGGUAUACCGCGUCACAAAUGAGCGAGGAACCAGUGUGAUUAAGGUUAUCCGUUUAACCUCGCCGAUCAAACCCCAGACCAAAGCCCAGGUGCGAUCCAAGCUUGUCGACGAAGAGCCUCAUUCCGAGGAGGAUGUCAACGGCGAGUUGCAGAUAUCCGAGUGGUUGGCCGACAUCCCUGGGUUUGUGGUAUACAAGGAGAGAUAUAUCGUCCAAGGAAAGACGUCGAGAGCGUUACUCGAGACGCACCAAGUGUUCCAGAGGCGGAUGAAGAGAAAGGACCCUGGACGAGCACAGUUCUAUCCAUCACCAAGUCGGUAUCUGGACGAUACCAAAUUUUUGGUUGUCGAGUUGGGGGAUGCUGGCACUGCGUUGGAGGAUUGGGAGUUGAGAAACGAGAGUGAGCUAUGGGAUAUUUUCUUCCUCGAGGCCAUUGCUUUGGCCAGGGCGGAGGAGCUCGCCAUGUUUGAGCAUCGAGAUCUUCAUGAGGGCAACUUGUGUAUCAGACAAGCACGGCCCCGGACGCAAAGGAAACCUGGAUCGCAGGGAUACUUUGGCUAUUCAGGUGUCGACAUCACCAUCCUGGACUACGGACUGUCACGAGCGGAGGAUCUGUCCAUCGACCUUGCAAAACCGAUUGCCUACGACCUGGAGCGGGAUCUUGGUUUAUUCACGAGCACCCAUGCUGCGCAAUGCAGAGUAUACCGUCAGAUGCGGUCUUUCCUGCUUCGAGCGGACCGCAAGUGUCUUCCCCCCGAGGCACACAAGACCCCCUAUGCCAAGGGAGUCGACGGGCCACUUUGCUGGGAGGCAUACGUGCCAUACACUAAUGUGCUGUGGUUGGCUUAUCUUUACGAAUAUCUGCUUGAUAACUUUCGAGGGGACGCGAAGGAGCUGGCGCAUUUUGAGGAACAGACGGCCGAUAUGUGGGCGUACUUGAACCCCGAUGCCGACGACAGUGUGCCCUGCUUCGGCGCCGCAGGCGACAUUGUGUGCUUUGCCGUCGAAUCGGGCUGGAUCCGGGAAGAACAGCUCAUCGGGUCAGAGGCGUCCAUGAUUGAGAGAGAGGAUAGCAUCAUUGUAUCGAAAGAAGAUGGGGACGUAGACGUGUUGUCGAGGCGGUUGUCGAAGAGGUUAUGA